Molecule: messenger RNA, 1357 nt
Organism: Amaranthus tricolor (Joseph's coat)
Lineage: Eukaryota; Viridiplantae; Streptophyta; Magnoliopsida; Caryophyllales; Amaranthaceae
Product: deSI-like protein At4g17486
Exons: 4
Coding region: 371-1009 (212 amino acids)
Biological process (GO): protein deubiquitination
Molecular function (GO): deubiquitinase activity
Source: RefSeq, a predicted model, not a curated record
AUCUCAGUUAAAUUGCAAAUGAAAUAUCUUUGGAUUGGCGAUUGGCUGUCGGGGAAUUCUGAGUUGGGUGCCAUUUUUUUUGAAAAAAACUUGUAAUAGCCUGAUUAGUACAAGUAUGCAAUUAGACUUUUUAAAAGUUUUUUGUAUUUCAUUUCUGAAAGUUCCAAAUUUGCACAAAUUCUCCCCCCGACAGACACCUACCUGUAUGCAGGUGUCCUGGGCUCAUCUCAGCAGCCCUGGUAUGAUACUGGGUUUUCUGGGAUUUGCGAUUUUUCCAAUACCCAAUUAUUAAUGUUAUAAUCUUGGAAAAGAGCUUUGGGCAGAUCCAAUUGAUUUUUGAAGAAAUUUAUUUAAAAAAAGAGCUUUGAAAAUGGAAUCAUCAAGUAAAAGUAAUGGAGGAUUUGAAACCCCGGUGGUGUUGAAUGUGUAUGAUCUCACCCCUCUUAAUAAUUACACCUACUGGUUUGGUUUUGGAAUUUUUCAUUCUGGCAUUGAAGUCCAUGGCAUGGAGUACGGAUAUGGAGCCCAUGAUUUCCCCGCUAGUGGGGUUUUCGAAGUGGAACCAAGGAGCUGUCCGGGUUUUAUUUACAGAUGUUCGAUACCAAUGGGUCGGACGAGUAUGUCACAAUCUGAAUUUCGAACUUUUAUUGAAAGGGUCGCGUCUGAGUAUCAUGGAGAUACUUAUCAUCUCAUCACUAAAAAUUGCAAUCAUUUCUCAUAUGACAUUUGCUAUAGAUUGACCGGCAAAAGAAUCCCUGGAUGGGUCAACCGUCUUGCCCGAGCUGGUGCCGUAUGUAGCUGCUUGCUUCCUGAAAGCCUGCAAGUAACAACUGUAAAACAGUCACCCGAGUACUACGAAUGCGUAGAAGACGGGAUGGAAUCAUCUUCAGCAGGCACACAUGAACACACGGAAAGUGAAGAUACUGAUCAAGACAAGGUUGUGCUGCUAUCACCGAGACCCAGAUGUUCCGACGUUUCCUUUAUCAAGGAAAUGGAAGAAGAAAAAUGAAUUAGUUUCCGUUAGCUUUUUAGAAGACUGCUUCUUGUUCAUGGAUUUUUUCGACAGACAAAGUUGAAGCAAGCUACUGAAGAGACUUCUACUCGAGAAGCUCGUGUAGUCUCUAUUUUUAAUGUUUUCAAAAACUAUUAUCCUUUUUGUAAUUUUUGGCGUUUACCUUGUUGGUGUUGUAUCGUUGUCACUUGUGAUCGUUUCUUAUUGAAUUAGUGUUUUGCCCAAAGUCGAGGCUGGACAGACGUUGCAACUGUAAUAUAUUUGCUCCAAGGGCUGGUUUCUGACCCUUUGCCCUCCUGUAAUGUGUUACCUUUUGGAUUUUUACUUGUUCUUUGUGUAAGGCUA